AUGGAGAAACCGGCGAGGAAGAAACGACUGGCUCCACGUUCGCGCUCGGGUUGUCUCCCUUGUCGAAUUCAUCACCGGAAAUGCGACGAACAACGCCCGAUCUGUGGCUUAUGCCACAAAAGCCAGCGGGACUGCGAAUAUGGCCUAAGAGUCUCAUGGGGAGGCAGGCCCUUUCAUAAAUCUUCCUUUGGACAGUAUCUAUCAAGCCAAAGCACUCGGAUUGGCCGUAUCGGCUCGCGCGCUGGCGGACAGGGACAAGGCGCACUGACGAAUAGCCACCUAGUUGAUACCAGGAACAAGGCGCAGUUUGUGUACGGGUUUGUGCAGCCGAAAGAGCCUCCAAAGUGUGCAACAGAAACCCGGAAGGCCCUGGCCAUUCAACAGCAAACCCCGAUGCCGCUCACGACCGCGAGGCCGUCCUUCUUACCUGAUCUUCCGCCGCCGUACCGGGUGCUCUUUGAUUACUUCACACGAGUUGCCGACUUCUUCUCGUGUGACGAGUCGGUCAAGGUUGAUUUCCAUGCUACCUUCAUGCCAAUAGCAAUCACAACUUCCCAUGUCAUGGCUGCCAUGCUCAACCUUGCUGCUGUGCAUCGGGCCAACUCGGAUGGGAGCCAGGAUGCCAAACAGAUGGCGCAUUUACAAUUGGUCGCGGUUCAGAAACUCCGGGGGAAAUUAGCGAAUCCUUCUGGUUCACCAACUGAGGCCAUUUUGUCGACCAUUCUGCUUUUGUGUUACUCCGAGAUUGUGGCUGGGGGAGGGCCAUCGCAGUCUUGGCGAUUACAUCUGGAAGGAGUAGCUUCCGUAUUGAGCAGUGAAUUGCAAUCAUGGAAUAUGGAAUCAUCAGGGGCUACGAGGGUAUUCCUUGCAAAGUGUUUUGUGUCUCUUGUCGCUCUCGCGAAUGGUUCUGGGUACCCCCCUUCCGAAGCUGUGUCGCAACUCGCGAUGAAACUAGCCACCAGCAACAAUGAGAGAGGUACAAUUGAUGAGUUUACCGCAUACUCCACAGAUUUGGUGCAGAUCCUGAUUGAGCUUGGUACAUUAUUGAGGAAGCGGAAUUUGGGCUUGGAGGAUCUGGAAACUGGCUCUCUGCCAAUGAGGGCUAUGAAUCUUGCCCAGCGACUACACCAGAUGCUUGGUCGAGGAACAGGAAGUCUCGGAGACAGAGCUUCCAAUCAACUGUCUUCUGCUCGAAGAAAUGAGUAUAUCCGUGUGGACGAAGCAUAUCAUCAAGCACUUUUGAUUCACAUUCAUCAGCGCCUACGUGGACUGCCGGCUUCUUCAGGUGAAAUCCAAGUCAUUGUACGGAGGCUACUGAAUCUUGUAUCCUCUAUCGAGCUUCAUGAAGGGCCUUGUCCGGGAACUGUGCUUCUGUUUCCCCUCUUCUCUGCUGGCAUCGGUGCAGUACAUUCAGAAGAUCGACAACGGAUUCGGGAUCUGCUGACAGGAAUGAUGGGCAAAUUUGGUCUUGGUAAUGUCCAGCAGAGCCUUAAGCUGUUGGAUGCUCUGUGGUUGCAUAGAGAUGCGCACGGCGAGUCAGAGAUGAAUGUCACAUGGGAAGGGUUCAUUGAUGAGAACACGGACCUUAUUCUAUAUUGA
Clonostachys solani is the source of this 1599-nucleotide messenger RNA. The record is from the annotation of a GenBank genome assembly. Lineage: Eukaryota; Fungi; Ascomycota; Sordariomycetes; Hypocreales; Bionectriaceae.